Chara braunii is the source of this 839-nucleotide messenger RNA. The record is from the annotation of a GenBank genome assembly. NCBI's taxonomy places the organism in Eukaryota, Viridiplantae, Streptophyta, Charophyceae, Charales, Characeae.
UGGGAUUCUCCGCCGAACUCCCGCUAAUUACCCAGUAAAUUCAUCGUCAAGGGAGACAGGAGGAGACCCGGCGACAGUGUAUUUUGUUUUUUUUCGUCUGCAUGAGGUCGUGUUACCGGUCAGAUGCAGACGGCGCCAAGGUUGUGGCGGUCAGGUGCGACAAGCUACAUAGUCCACACGGACUGGUGGCGCAAUAGUGCGACAAUGCGGAGGAAGUAAUGAGUAGCAGAGAUUUGGCUGGGAGGGUUAAAACAGGGAGAAGUGCCGGAAGAGAGGAGAGAAGUGGAACGGGGGGAGGGAGGGAGCAUGAGCAUCAUCAACGAAGGGAAGGAGUCUAUUAUUCGCCGACGAAAACUUCUGAAGAGGGAGGAGAGGGAGGAGAGGCAGGAGAGGGAGGAGAGGGAGCAGAGGGAGAGGGAGGAGAGGGAGGAGAGGGAGGAGAGGAGGGAGACGGAGGAGAAGGAGGAAGGAAGGGAGGAGGAAGGGAGGAGCGAUUUUUACACCUGUGAUCGUAGAGCCUAGUAACGGGAUGGUGUAAAUUAAUUAAAUUAACUAAUGGCCUUUAAUUAAGAAGAUAAGGGGGGUUAUUGCCGUCUGUUGUUCAACCAUUCUUUUGGUUUAUGUAAACGAGAAAAAAAAAAAGUUGGAUUCCGUUGUGGCGAACUUGCCAAUCACCGCUCUACCAGCUCUUUACUGGAUUACCUAUUUUAGAAAUUCUGAAUCAUGUAUAUAGAACUUGUCUGUUCCGACCCCUUGCCCCGAGAUAUGUACCUUUUCAGCCAGCACACCUAUUUGGGAAACCCGGCAAACGAAAUCAUGCGAGAAUUCCAUGAGGUUCG